Molecule: messenger RNA, 3887 nt
Organism: Cannabis sativa
Lineage: Eukaryota; Viridiplantae; Streptophyta; Magnoliopsida; Rosales; Cannabaceae
Product: helicase-like transcription factor CHR28
Exons: 12
Coding region: 351-3479 (1042 amino acids)
Molecular function (GO): metal ion binding; ATP-dependent chromatin remodeler activity; ATP binding
Source: RefSeq, a predicted model, not a curated record
AUAAUUUUAUGAACACACUUAGAUUGGAAUUCGAAACAAGUGGGGAUCUAAAUUUGUAACCUAUUGGGGUUUUAUUAUAUCUGCGAAAACCAAACCAAAAGUAAAUAUAUAUUAUAUAACCGCUCAUUCCCACCGUACACAUUUUGAUUUUGAUUUUGAUUUUGAUUUUGAGUUUUGUGUUUAAUAAUGUUUUCCUUGCUCUAAACGCUACCGUUGCUUUUCCCCCCCCUCUCUCUCUGUCUCUCUCUCACUUCUUAGUUUUGGUUCACUGUAAACCCUACCCCACAGUGUUCACAACUGCAACCCCGAUCGAUUGUUUCAGAAUUCAUGUGUUCCACAAAACUAGGGAUAUGUAUUUACAGCUUAUUGCUGAAACAUUGCUAAAAGCUAGUGAAUGCUAUCAGGCUGCUGGUUGGGAAAAUCGACUUGCAAUGACGGAUAUUGUGGACAUAAGUUCAUCUGAUAGUGAUGUAGAAAUAGAUGAUAGUAGAGGUACUUCCGCUGUGAGACGUCUUCCUAAUUCGCUAUCAGCACCAGGCAGAAACUCAAAUUUUAGAGGUCUUGUUGGGCAGUCUAGAAAUGUUGCUUCUCCUAAGUAUGGGGCAUCUUCUUCUAAUGGGAGCUCACACAGUGUUAAUGGCCAUACCCGGGUGCAGCAGCAGAUUCAUCCUCAUUUCAGUGAUGAUGCAGGUCCCUCAAAUCAAUUCAUUGGACGACCACAUGAUUCGAAGUUUCAUAUUGAUGUUAAUUCUUAUCAGCAGCGUCCGGCCAAUACUCCACGUAAGGCUAAUUUUUCUGGUAAUGCCCAUGAGAAUAGCUCUUCCCAACAGGCUUUAAAGAGGAUACUUCCAUCUUCUCUUCUGUCUUCUACUAUAAGUACUGAGUCAAAUAGAAGCAGCAAUCAGAUUCGAGAUACUUAUGCAAGUUCUCGCUAUUCAACAGGGCCAAGUUCAACCAUAAGCAAGGGCCACAUGAGAGAUCACUCCAGCAUGGGCAACGAUAAUGAUGUUUUCAUGCAUGAAAACAAUGGGGGUAGGACUCUGCCUUCUUCUAUGAUGCAUUUAAAGUCCACUGCUCCUACACAGUUUGCCACUUCAAGUGAGUCCGUUUACCGGUCCAUGACUGGGGAAGAAAGGGUUGCUGAAAGUGAUGAGAGGCUGAUAUAUCAAGCUGCAUUGGAGGAUCUCAACCAACCAAAAGUGGAAGCUAAUUUACCUGAAGGUCUUUUGUCAGUAUCUCUUCUUAGACAUCAGAAAAUUGCAUUGGCAUGGAUGCUUCAGAAGGAAACUAGAAGUCUACAUUGUCUGGGUGGAAUUUUAGCUGAUGAUCAGGGACUUGGCAAGACUAUAUCAAUGAUUGCUCUCAUACAGAUGCAAAGGUUCUUGCAGAAAAAAUCCAAAUCAGAGGAGUCAUGCAGUCAAAAAACUGUAGCUUUGGACAUUGAUGAUGAUGAUGAUGGUAAGGUUGGCCCAGAGGAAGUCAAGAAAACUGAACAAUCAGAUGAUGUUAAGUUAGCUCCAGAAGUUAGUACCUCUUCAAGGGUUUUCAAUAAGCGGAGGCCAGAUGCUGGUACAUUGGUUGUGUGUCCAGCUAGUGUUCUUCGACAGUGGGCCAGGGAGCUUGAGGAGAAGGUUGCAAGUGAAGCGGUGUUAAAUGUCCUAGUCUAUCAUGGAGGUAACAGGACAAAGGAUCCUGUUUGCUUGGCCAGCUAUGAUGUGGUUGUCACAACAUAUGCCAUUGUAACUAAUGAAGUCCCAAAACAACCUCUGGUUGAUGAGGAUGAUGAUGAAAAAAAUGGAUUAUCUUCCGAGUUUUCCACAAAUAAGAGGAAGAAGAAGACUUCAAAUGUUGGCAAGAAGGGUAGGAAAGGUAGAAAAGGAAUUGAUAGCUCUACUGUUGAUUAUGAUUGUGGUCCCCUUGCAAGAGUUGGUUGGCUGAGGGUGAUAUUGGAUGAAGCUCAGACAAUCAAGAAUCACAGGACUCAAGUGGCUAGAGCUUGCUGCAGUCUUCGAGCUAAAAGAAGGUGGUGCUUAUCUGGUACACCAAUACAAAAUACAAUUGAUGAUUUGUAUAGCUACUUCAGGUUUCUAAGAUAUGACCCCUAUGCGAUGUAUAAAUCAUUUUGCAACACAAUAAAGGUUCCAAUAUCUAGAAAUGCAGUUCAAGGAUACAAGAAGCUACAAGCAGUUCUAAGAGCUAUAAUGUUACGUCGAACAAAAGGAACAUGUAUCGAUGGGGAGCCCAUAAUCAACUUACCACCAAAGAAUGUUUGCUUGUCUAAGGUGGACUUCUCAUCAGAGGAGCGGGCUUUUUAUACUCAACUAGAAGCUGAUUCACGUUCACAAUUUAAGGCAUAUGCUGCUGCUGGCACAGUGAAUCAGAAUUAUGCAAAUAUUCUUUUGAUGCUUUUGCGUCUCCGGCAGGCUUGUGAUCACCCGAUUCUUGUUAAGGAAUAUAAUUCUGAUUGCGUUGGAAAAGAUUCUGUAGAUAUGGCUAGAAGACUCCCCAGAGAUUUGCUUAUCAAUCUAUUGAAUCUCUUAGAAUCUUUGGCUCUCUGUAGUAAGUGUGAUGAUACACCUGAAAACCCUGUUGUUACUAUGUGUGGCCAUGUUUUCUGCUAUCAGUGUAUAUCAGAGUAUCUGACCGGGGAUGACAAUACAUGUCCUGCUACUGAGUGCAAAGAACAAGUUGGCUCUGAUGUCGUUUUUUCCAAGGCUACUCUGCGAAGUUGCAUCUCUGAUGAUCUUGAUGGUAGUCCUGUGAAUUAUUCAUUUGUUGAUAAAACAGUAGUCAUGCAGAGUGACUACAAUUCAUCUAAAAUCAAAGCUGUGAUUGAAAUUUUGCAAUCACAUUCAAAGCCAAACAACUUGGAUGGAGAACCAUGUGGCUCUGUCUCUGUUGGGUGCAAUGGAAGCUCUUCUUUAGCUAAUGAAUUUGCAAAUAGUAGCCAUUCACAUGUUGAUGUGUUAAAGCAUACAACAACAUAUUCGAACAAGCCAAUUGAAGGACCCAUUAAAACAAUUAUUUUUUCCCAGUGGACUAGCAUGCUGGACUUAGUUGAGGACUCACUAAAACAAGCUCGUAUACGAUACAGAAGGCUUGAUGGGACAAUGAGUCUAGUCUCAAGAGACAAGGGUGUCAAAGAUUUUAAUUCAAAUCCAGAGGUUACUGUUAUGCUGAUGUCACUGAAGGCAGGAAAUCUUGGUCUAAAUAUGGUUGCUGCAUGUCAUGUUAUCCUUUUGGAUCUUUGGUGGAAUCCCACUACAGAAGACCAAGCUGUUGAUAGGGCACAUAGAAUUGGCCAGACUCGUCCUGUUACUGUAACGCGGCUCACUAUAAAAAAUACAGUGGAAGACAGGAUAUUAGCUCUGCAGGAAGAAAAGAGAAAAAUGGUUGCUUCUGCUUUUGGUGAAGAUCACAGUGGAGGCUCUGGAGCUCGCUUGACUGUAGAAGAUCUUAAAUAUCUAUUUAUGGUUUAAAAUAUUGUCUCUGGUGCCACCUAUCGUUUUGGAUAUAGCCUUAGGUAUUUAUGGAUGCUAAUUUGCUUAGAAACCCACAACCCUCUUAGAGUCUAAAUAUGAAUCUAGAUCCUGGUAAGUGAACGAGACAAGAAAUAUUUAUAUAUAUUCAUGGCGUCGUCGACGGUGCCUGAUGGAACAGCUAGUCAAACAGGAUGGAUUGGUGGUGUAGGCACAUGCAAAUGGUAUUUUGCAUGAGUUAUAGUUUUUGUUUUUUGAGGCCUAUGAAGGCAAUUUUUGUCCCCAUCGAGUCCUGUUAGAUAGCCAAGUCAAGCCAAGUGCACCUGUAUAUAUUCAGAUUAAGUGACUUUAAAUUGUAUACCAACCGUUCUUUUUAUUUUCCAAUGUUAUUAUUACCCUCUCUACAAA